AAUACAGGCCAAUAAAGCAUUGGCUAGAAAACUAUAUAAUGAAAAAGACUAGGAUUGCCUUUGGAAACAUUUUCUCUGGGUCUUUCGUACAAAUCUGGUAUAUUCGCAGUGCUCCGACCAGCAAUUCGCAAAGAUUCCACUACGGCCACACUGCUAGGUGGAAUGGAAAUUGUAAUAACAUUGCGAGAAUCUGUGAAAAAAGUGAGAAAAAUCGUGAAAAGUGCAGAGUCUAUCGAAAUAAAAAGAGUUCGCUCGAAGAAGUAGAGCCGAGCGACAAGUACAAUUGGUUGCGUGUGAAAUUAAUAAAGUUGUUAAUGGAAUAGUAGAAAUACAACCGCGUCCUGCACACAUACGCAGAUUUGCCAUCGUUUCAUUCGCUGCUGCUGCGCCUCCUGCACACACACGCACACAAUCACGCCUUUCGUCGUCUCUUUCGCUCUUAGUUUUUGCCCAUUGCCGUUUUAUUUUUUGUCGCAGCUGCAACGCAAAUUCGAAAAAGGAUUACAAAGGUGAUCUCGCGAGUCCUUUGGUUCGAUUUAACUCUGAUAAAUAAUCGCAAAAGAUGUGCCUAGGACGCGUCGCGUUCUAGGGAGGAAUCCUGCUUUUUAGGGCCCAGGUUUGACGGGGUCUCGAAAGGCAGUAGCAUGUUCACUCCCAUCAAAAAGAUAUUCACGUAUAUACAAAAAAAUGCCAGCGGCUCCAACAUGUUCAGCCCAUCAGCAGCAAACACGACGGCCACCCAAAGAGAGUCAACAGCAACCGACAGCUUGAAAGCCAACGAUGAAGGCGAGACGAAAAUAAGGAAAGAUGGUGCGGUUCGUGAGGAAGUUGAUCCUGAGGACCUUCAGCGGAGACUCGAGGAGGGAGAUAUGCCUGAUUUACAGCGUGAGGACGACGAUGAUGACUACGACAUUGAGCGGCAGAUCAAGACCUCGAUAAUCGAUGCCACCAAGGUGCAUGCGGCCAAGGCCAAGGCGAUGGCCUUGCUACCAUUGCCGAUGGAGCAGCUGGACGAUGAGCUGGCGGAUUUUGCGCAUGCUCCAACGGAUCCGGAUCUUGAGGAGCAGUUCCUAGAGCUAGAGAAUUUCCCCAACAAUGAGAUCAUCGUCCUGGGCGAUGCCGAUCUUAACUCCUCGAUAGCCUCCGAUGCAGUGUCUGAGGAUCCGUUGGCCAUUGACAACAUACUGGACUCGUCGUCGGUCACCACCAAUGAAGAGGUGGACACCAGUGGCGAGCUGCUCUGGCUGAAGCUAGAUAAUGAGACGGAAGUAGCUUCCAGUUCGCGAGACAAAGUGGCACCGACCAAUCAAGAGCCCCUGGGACCGACUAAGCAAGCUAAGACUAAAGAGGACGAAUUGAGAGACGGUGGCUCCGACUCUGGACUUGGCAGCGAAACGACUGCUUUGCUGAAGGCUGAUCAGACGGAAAAGGAAGCCGAACAGGAGGCACCAAAGCCGCAGCAAGAACCGAAACCCAUUAGAUCCAAUCUCAAGCGACGAUUGGAUGAUUCGGAAGCCGAUGGCAUUGAUCUGGUGCCCGACAUAUCGACUCCUCCGAUGGCCGCCCAAAAGCGGGUCAAGCGCUCCAUUAACUUUGACCAGGUGAAGGUGUACUAUUUUCCGCGACAGCAGGGAUUCGGUUGCGUGCCCACCGCUGGCGGAUGCACCCUGGGCAUGGGGGCCAGGCAUAUAGCUUUUAAAACCAUGACGCUGGCAGAACAUGCGGCGGAAUUGCGAAGGGCACAUCGCAGCCAGAACCAGGACCUGCAGCCAAGAGGAUCCAGCAGCGAUGACAGUGAGGAAUCGGAGGAGGAUUACCUAAGCGAGGGCAGUGGCUCCGAUGCGGAUGAUGGCUCCAAUGGCUUCCUUCAGCCGGUGACACCGAAACAAAGACGGGCGCUUCUGAAAGCGGCUGGAGUGCGGAAGAUAGAUGCCAGUGAGAAGAGCGAGUGCCGGGAUAUAAGGAAUUCAAGAGAGGUUUGUGGCUGCUCCUGCCGUGAGUUUUGCGACCCGGAAACGUGUGCCUGCAGCCAGGCGGGCAUUAAGUGCCAGGUGGACAGAGCCAUGUUCCCAUGCGGCUGUACUCGCGAGGCCUGCGGCAAUACCGUCGGACGGGUGGAAUUUAAUCCCACCAGGGUGCGAACUCACUACAUCCACACCGUAAUGCGGUUGGAUAUGGAGCAGCGACAGGGCUCCGUUCAAGGCGUCCAAGGGGGGCAUCUCCAACAGCAGCAGCAGCAACAAUCCCAGCAGACCAUUGGCUACUCGCCGGUGGGAACGGAAGCCUCACCCUCAUCGUACUUCCUGCAAACACAAUCCAACUACAGUUCCGGCUACGCCUCGCCAGCCUACACGCCCGAGAGCAGUGUGAGCUACUACCAACAACAGGUCCAACAGCAACAACAGCAGGUCACGGCUUCCGGCCAGCAGGCGACGCACAACCAGAGCUACGCGGGAUAUCCGCAGCUAGACAGCCUAGACUCUGGACUCUUUGCCAGUGGUAGCAAUGCCACGCCCUCGUACGGAGAACUAUAUCAAUCGCUUAGCUACGGCAGCGCCCAGCUUACUUCCUAUCCGACCGCCUAUCAACCGCAUUCACCAUCACCGGUCGUCGCCUCUUCAGCAUCAGGAGCAUCCAGCUCCUGUGCCUACAGCUCUUGUGCAGUGCCCUCGGUUCCCCCGUAUGGCAAUGCGACUACGACAGCCUCCAGCAAUGCACCAUACCAGACCACCGUCGCCUCCAUGACCGCAGCCUCUUCCACCUUGUCGUCGCGUCUCGUUGGAAACGCAGCAGCAACAGCAUCCUCGCCAGCCACCACGGCACCCUCCUCCUCGUGCACGUCCCCGGCCAAUGCCAAUGAAUUUAUUAGCUUGAGCACACCGAUCGCCAGUUCCUCGCGCCUCUCCCAGAUCAACGAUCUGCUGCAGCACAACCGCAACACCACCGCCGCCCUGGUGGCUGUUUCGGAGGGUUAUAGUGGCGCCGGAAGAGCCACCUCCUGUACAACCACAAUUGAUUCUAUAGACACACCGCCCAUUAUGGAAGAAACCCAGCGUGGAUGUAUGAAUUUCGAGGCGUUGCCCCCGCCGCUGAUUAAUCCUGCGCCCAUUGUCGCCGUCGUGGAGAGCAAACUGCCACCGAUGACAACGUUGGCCUGCCACAGCCUCCCGCUCCUGUUCCUGCUCCUCCCACUGCACCACAGCCCCGCCAGCCGCUAGACCAGCAACAUCAGUCUCUAAAUGAGUCUACUUAGAGUGGGAUCAAAGGUGUGUGUGUCGUUUGAAGGUAUCUUUGUUCAAUUCUCAGUAACCUUGUCAUAAAAACUAUUCGUGGAAUGUUGAGUAGCUUCUAGAACUAUAUUUUAAAUUGCAUGAAUUCCUUUUAUUAAGUUUAAUUUUCAA
Messenger RNA from Drosophila serrata, 3401 nucleotides. It is a transcript of the gene Axud1, whose product is annotated as AXIN1 up-regulated 1. The record is from RefSeq and is a predicted model, not a curated record. NCBI's taxonomy places the organism in Eukaryota, Metazoa, Arthropoda, Insecta, Diptera, Drosophilidae. Gene Ontology annotation, molecular function: sequence-specific DNA binding; DNA-binding transcription factor activity, RNA polymerase II-specific. Gene Ontology annotation, biological process: regulation of transcription by RNA polymerase II. Gene Ontology annotation, cellular component: nucleus.